Messenger RNA from Akanthomyces muscarius, 717 nucleotides. RefSeq lists its product as uncharacterized. Lineage: Eukaryota; Fungi; Ascomycota; Sordariomycetes; Hypocreales; Cordycipitaceae. The transcript is spliced from 4 exons. Gene Ontology annotation, cellular component: nucleus; cytoplasm. The record is from RefSeq and is a predicted model, not a curated record. The coding region runs from base 1 to 717 and encodes 238 amino acids.
AUGGUCUUUGGAACUCUCUUUACUACGGAUGAAAAUUCCCGCUCAAUCGCAAUCAAGAUCCUCGCCAAGGCUAACAAUCUUGAUCUGAACAUCAUUCAGGCCAACCUUGGCAAUGCUACACCAGAGCACUUGGCGGUGAAUAAACUUGGAAAAAUACCAACCUUCGUUGACAAUGAUGGUUUUAUUCUGUCGGAGUGUACAGCUGUGGCAAUUUAUAUUGCAUUGCAGGACGACAAGACGACUCUUUUUGGAACCGGCAAGAAGGACUAUGCAUCUAUUUUAAGAUGGAUGUCCUUCUUCAACACCGAAGUUCUAAUCCCAUUCGCAGGCUGGUUGCGUCCUCUGCUUGGCAAAGAACCAUAUGAGAAAAGUAGUGUUGAUAAGUGCCAAGUGGCCGCUCUAAGAGCAGUUAAAACCGUGGAAGAGUUUCUCGAAAAUCGGGCAUUCCUGGUUGGCGAUAAGUUCACUUUAGCUGACCUCUUCUGUGCCAGCCUUCUAGCGAGAGGCUUUCAAUUCUUCUUUGGCACGCAAUGGCGCCUUGAACACCCAAAUGUUACCCGCUGGUACGAUCAUGUCACAGACCAGGAGAUUUACACUGCCGUUGUUCCCAAGCAAGAAUUUCUGGAGCAGCCAAUUCUCCAAAAUGGUGCCCCAAUCGCCAUAUUCGUCGCCAAAUUCGCCGCUGAACAGGUCAAGGCCGUCGCGUCAUCGGGAUAG